UUUCCCGUUGGACUUCCUGGCUUGGCUCUCCAAGGAGGAUGCUGCUGGACAUCAGGAAAUCCUGCGCUCCCACCCCGACUCCCCAGGGAGCUCCCAAAUGUGGGCUCGCUCUCAGGCUGUUGCCCUGUGCUUCUCGGGGUCUCUUCAUCCAGGGCAGCCCGCACGUGUAGCCGUGGGCUUCUGCCAGAAGCGGCCCUCCCCUCCUCCUGGGGAGGACCGACAAGCAUUCACGAAGCCAGUGCAAAGGGGUGGAGGUGAGAGGUGAAAGAACAGGAGGCCCUGACAGGAUGUAUAUGUGGGAAACUAAAGGAUACGCAAGCAGAGAGGUGGGGGUCGGGUGGGACCAGUUGUGAAGGGCAGAGGAUGCUUCUGGAUUUGCUGCCAGUCCCUGGAAACACUGAUUAAAGGUCUUGAAUGUUGUUUUGACAUCUGUUCUGGAAGAGGGCGCUGAUAUCAGGGAGGAGCUGCCUCGACAGGCAAGCGACUUGGAUUGAGGUGAGGGAGGUGCGCAGUCGCCUUCGCUUUGGGUCCGACGGCCAGACAUAGAACUAGUGGGAACUGCCCUGAUGCAGUGGGGGACCACGGCCUUUUAAAGUUAAGAUCCUUAAAUUUCUGCCUGGCAGAGGCAAUACCCGCUCAGAAUGGAGGCAGAGAAUAGUGUCUACUGCCAGUCAAAAACGGGAGGAACGCACUGGGGAGGAGCAGACCUUCGGGCUUUCUGGCCCAAACAAACGCUAUUUACAUUCACUCAGCCCACGGGCCGUGCCGGGCUCGUCCUGGGACCCAGGGCCGGCCAAUCCAGAGCGAUUCGGGUUUUAGGCUUGGUCCUGCAGGAAGAAAUCUGGGAGGGAAAAUCAGGAAGAACCCUAAGCUCUCCUGGGAGGUUUCAGAGGUCAAGAUAGGGAUUCCCGUGGGCAGAGGCUCAGGUAAGGGCCCAAUUUGAGUGGCGGGAAGGGAAAGAAAAGAGAAACUGAGGGAAAGAGAAGAAAAAGCUCCAAGGAACGAGCGCCUGCAAAGGGAACCUCAGAGAACAAAGUAGGAACAGGUUUGAGAAGGAUUUGAGGGGGCGGGUCCGCGUGAAAGAGGAGACGGGGCGGGGCUUGCGUGUAAGAGGACGCCUGGAUGCGGCCCGUGAGUGAGAGGACGCCUGGGGGCGGGGCCAGCGCGAGAGAAGGCCCGGGGGCGGGGCCAGCGUAUGAGAGUACGCCGAGGGCGGGGCCAGCGAGUGAGAGAAGGCCCGAAGCUGGUGGGUGAGUGGAAAAAGGCCAGAGGUGGAGUCUGUGUGAGGGGACGCUGGCCUAGUGAGGCUUAGGGCGGGGAUCUCCCCUAGGCCAGGCCGCCACGCUUUGCCCCAGAAGGACUUCCGGCAGACGGGACCGAGGGCCUGGAGCAGAAGCGCCGAGGAGCGAGAUGGCGUCUUCCAGUGAGCGGGGAUCUGAAGGGAUGUUUGAGUGUCACUUCUGUGGCUUGGCCGUACCAUACAACUACGUGGGGCAGAAACCCCCCAACAGCCGCACUGUCGUGCUCCUGGAGGAGUGCUACGUGCUCAAGGACCCCUUCACCUCGGACAGAGACAAGUUCCUGGUGCUCGGCUCCCGGUGCAGCCUCUGCCACCAGCUGGCCUGCGUGGGCCCGGAAUGUAGCUUAUUCUACACGAAAAGAUUUUGCCUUCCCUGUGUUCGUGAGAAUCUCAGUGCUUUCCCUCAGGAGAUCCGGCAAGACGUGGAGAAAAGACGCGCUUCGUCCAAAGCUGCCUCUAGGAAGCCUGACUCGAGGACCUAAUUGUAGGUUUUGGCAGGAACAGAGGCCCCGGAGCCCCCUUGCCAUCGUGUCACUUUUCUUCCAUUUUGUUCCUGGGAACGGAGGUCCCCUCGGUGUGGUUCCAUUGGCCAAUCACUGUAACUUCUAAAAGGGGGGCUAGACCAAGCCCCCAUGUGGGUUGUCUCUCACAUUGCUGUGGUCACUAUUUCCAACCAUGGAAAUCAGUGGGAAUUCUGGCUUCAACAGUUUUGAGUGAGUCUUUGUCAGAGGCUUCUUUGCAGAGGGCCCGGAAGAGGAUCAGUGGGUCUAGUCCCUUGUCAUCCUGGGCCCAAAGAUGCUGUGUGGGACCCCUGGACGGGGGAGUCCCGCACAGGCCUUGCCUUGGGUGUCCAUCCAGAGAGGCUGACAGGAGAAGCAUGAAACAGCAGAGAGCACCCUGGGAUCCGGUUCCCUCCUGCUCUGGCCCGGAAGGCCAGCACAGACUUUCUCCCCCAGCCUUAGCUCCCUGCCUUUUCCCUCUUCCACCUACCAGGGGCAUCUCUUGGGCCUCUCAGCAGGGGGUGGGCAGAAGCUGGUUAGGGUGGCUGUCCCUCCGGACACAGCUUUCUCUGGUGUCCUGCAUGUCAUCCCCAUUUUUGUUCACUUGGCUUUUUCAAGCCCAGUAGCAAUCGAACAGCAUCAUGUUAGAGAGGGCACACCAGAAAUACACUGGACUCUACACAGUAUUCCUUUUUUCUCAAGGCCCAAAGCCUAUGGACAAGGGCUGGUGAGGGCUCGGCUCUCUUUUGGCUACAGAGAAAGUUGUGCUGGGAUGGGAUCUGACCUACUUUAAAAUGGCCCGUUUGUAACCGUUAGAAAGAAAGAAAAUGACAUGGUUUGCCUAAAGGGACCAGAUUUAAUUAUAACAUCGACUUGUUAUCCCAAAUGCCUGAUGCAAGCUGUCUGAGUUAAGGGAUUUUGAAGAUUACAAGGGAAAGAAAACCAGGUUCAAUCCAAUCUGUGUCCAGUAAGUGGUAGUUAACAAGGAAGGCCUCGCUUUUCACAGAGAAUCAGCUACUAAGAUCGCAUCUCAUGAACAAAUCAGUAAUAACCCACCAACUGACUUUUAAAAAUAGUUUAUUCUUUUAAAAACCUUUUAAGGCAAACUGUACCUUGAAAUUAGCUCUUUACAUUCAUCAGUCUUACAGUAUGACAUCCCAAGAACAUAAGUUCCUAUAAAGUCAAGCUAUAAAAUCAUUAGUGGAUACUCUCAGUUCAGUCCCUUCUUAGUGAAUGAAAGCUCAUAACAAAAAAUACAAAAUUGAAAAUGGCUCUUGACUUGUUUCUGCUCUCCCAGACAGGAGGCACCCAUGCUCCAUCCCUGGGAAUAGAAAAAGGCUAUCUCUCUUCCUCAUUCCUUCUCCCUUAAACAAGUUUUAAACAGCAAAUUGGCCCUCGAGGCUUUCCUGAGGUCCGAGAACAUUUCAUUUUAGCCCCGUUCCAUCCCCGUCCUGCUGUCAUCCAAGAACACUGGAGACAUUCACCUGAGUUAGUGGGGUUAUACAGGAAGGUUCAUCAGUAGUUGCUCCUUUUGAAUUCUCCCUGUUUAGUAGUGUUAUGAAUGAACAGCCUUAACCAAACUGACAUUUUCAGGCAGUAAAGGCACUUGAGAGAAACACAAACAUAUCGAGAAAUAAAAUUCAAUGCUAUGCUCUGGAAAUUGGUAAUUUCUACCAGGUCCUAUAGGUCCUGGAAGUGAAGAGAAACAUGGGCAUUUUUGUGAGUCACCAGAAAAAAGGGCCAAGACACCAGGGAGCAAACACUGCCUUUGGCAACAUGGCACUAUGACCCAAAAACUUGAUGAGGUUCACUAGUGGUACCCGCAGUCACAAUUCCGGGCUCUUCCCUCUUAAUUACUGAGCAGGGAGAUAUAAGUGAAUCAGCCUCUACAGGUGACAGCUUUCUUUGGUAAGAAUACUCGAUACAGUUAUCAGCAGCAAUGAAAGAGAACCCUUAAGAUGUUUGGGUCAUUUUUGUUAGGCAAACAGCAUUUAGUGAAAGGAAGCAUUGUUGUUCAGCAGAUGAAGAGAAAGAACUGGCGAUUCAAAGUGACAGAACUUGCCCGGGUUAGUUGGCCAGUGACCCUUGAUUAAGUGCCGACUACGGGCCAGACGCCGAAAUUCAUGUGACAGAUUAAGACGAAAAUAAAUUCAGGGUUGCUAAGUAGAAAUGAAAUGUUUCCUAAUAAAGGUCUUAUUUCCAAGAUGUAUAAGGAGUUGACUCAAAUUUAGAAUAAGAAGAGGUAAUUCCCCAUCGACAGAUGGUUAAAUGAGAUGUGAAGUUAAUUCUCAAGAGAAGAAAUAUGAGCUUUCAACAGCCAUGUGAACAAUGCUUCAAAUCACGAAUAGAGAAAUACACCUUAGAGGUUAUUCUUCAUACUCAUGAGAUUGGCAAAGUUAGCAAAGGAGCAAAACGGCAAAUUUUGGAGGGACUAUGGGAAAAGAGGUCCAGUUAUAACUUGUUAGUGGAGAAUGGACCAGCCAUUCUAGAAAGCGAUUUGGAACUAUGCUGAAAAGUCACUAUGCAUGCAUGCUCUCUGACCCAGCAGUAUUAGCCUUACUUAGCUUAUAUCUCAGAGAUCAAAGGGAGAAGAAAAAUACUAAAUGUACCAAAAUGUGGAUAGAAACUUUCCUGGGGGGGGGCAAAGAAUUAGACCAUCCUUUGGGGAAUGCCCCAAAUGAUGGGAUACGAAGGUAAUAGACUACUCUUGUACAUCAAGAAAUAAGAGAAACCUGGGAAGACCCAUCUGAACCGAUACAGGGAGAAGUGAGCAGACCCAGGAGAAUGUUGUGUACAGGAACAACAUUAUAAAGAGCAAGAACUUUGAAAAGUUUUAGAUUUCAGGUCAAUGCGAUGACCGAUUGUGAUGCCGAAGGACCAAGGUUGAAAUGUGCUGCCUACCUCCCGAUGGAUUUGGAUGGACUGUAGAUCCACAGUGAGAUUUGACCAAUGUGAAGAUAUAUUUUGCUUCAUUGAAUAUUUGUUACAAGAAUUUCUUCCCCCCCUCCACCUCACUGGGGGAGAAAGGGAAGUGAAGAAAGAAAAUUAAUGCCUGUUAUUUGAAGGGGGGAGCUUUAAUUUAAAAAGAAAUGAAAUUGCUUUUAAAUCAAAA
Antechinus flavipes (yellow-footed antechinus) is the source of this 4912-nucleotide messenger RNA. RefSeq names its product cysteine rich DPF motif domain containing 1 (gene CDPF1). The record is from RefSeq and is a predicted model, not a curated record. Lineage: Eukaryota; Metazoa; Chordata; Mammalia; Dasyuromorphia; Dasyuridae. The transcript is spliced from 4 exons. Bases 1411 to 1782 code for a protein of 123 amino acids.